AUGGCGAGGUGCCCUGGGUGGGGGAAGCUGCCGCGGUCGCCUGCGCAUCCUUCGCCAUCCCCACACGUCGAUGACGACGACGUCGUCGGCAUCGGCGCCUCCGCUGGCGGGCGCAGAAGCAUCGCCUAUUGCCGCCUCCCCGAGCAGCUUCUCCGCCUCUCCGUCCUCAAAUUGGAUGGCUCUUCCUACGAGGUGGAAGUCGCAAGGACAGCUUCCGUGGCGGAGCUGAAGAUGGAAAUCGAGGACAUCUUCAGCGAGUCCCCCGACGACGGAGGUUGCAGCAUUUCUUGGUCUCAUGUGUGGGGUCAGUUCUGCUUAUGCUACAAGGAGCAUAAAUUGAUUGAUGAUGGAGCGUCUCUUCGCACUUUCGGAAUCAGAGAUGGAGAUCAGCUUCAUUUCAUAAGACAUCUUUCACCGAACCAGAAGACUAACCGGAGGAGACUCAAAAAUCGACGAACAGAGACCGUAGAGGAGAACGGCAAGGGUACAUACAAGCAACACAUCAGACGCCGCGGAUAUGUGGAUGAACAGCGUCAGGACCAUGACCAGAGAGAUUCUAGUGCCCCACACACACAACCCAAGUUGGGUCGUUUCUUCCGACGAUGGUGCUCUACACCGAGUCCUGGUAAGACAAAACCAGAGAGACAGAGUAAAGUUAUCGGCAAAAGCAAAAAGAUUUGCUGGGCAAUAUGUAGGUAAUCCAGCAAUACCAGUUGU
Musa acuminata AAA Group (dessert banana) is the source of this 717-nucleotide messenger RNA. RefSeq lists its product as uncharacterized. Lineage: Eukaryota; Viridiplantae; Streptophyta; Magnoliopsida; Zingiberales; Musaceae. Gene Ontology annotation, biological process: mRNA splicing, via spliceosome. Gene Ontology annotation, molecular function: protein binding. The transcript is spliced from 4 exons. The coding region runs from base 1 to 699 and encodes 232 amino acids. The record is from RefSeq and is a predicted model, not a curated record.